AUGGGUGAAAAGAACUUAACGGUGAUGACUGAAUUCAUUCUAAUUGGAGUUACAAGGUGCCCUGAACUGCAGCUUCCCCUUUUUGGGGUCUUUCUCAUCAUCUACAUUAUCACAGUGGUGGGAAACCUGGGCAUGAUCAUCUUGACCAAGGUGGACUCCCACCUACACACUCCUAUGUAUUUUUUCAUCAGACACCUGGCCUUCAUUGAUCUUGGUAAUUCUACUCUCAUUAGUCCCAAGAUGCUGGUAAAUUUUGUUGUGGAUCAAAAUACCAUUUCCUAUUAUGCAUGUGCCGCACAGCUGGCUUUCUUCAUUUUGUUCAUUAUCAGUGAACUUUUCAUCUUGUCGGCAAUGGCCUGUGAUCUCUAUGUAGCCAUCUCUAACCCUCUGCUCUACAAUGUUAUCAUGUCCCCGAGAUGUUGCCAUGUGCUCGUGGGUAUUCCAUACCUCUACAGUACCUUUCAGUCUCUCAUGUUCACCAUUAAGAUUUUUACAUUGACCUUCUGUGGCUCUAAUGUCAUCAGUCAUUUCUACUGUGAUGAUGUUCCUUUGGUACCUAUGCUCUGCUCAAAUGCACGAGAGAUACAAUCAUUGAUCAUAAUGUUUUCAGCAUUUAAUUUAAUAUCCUCCCUCCUGGUUGUCUUGCUGACCUACAUGCUCAUUCUGAUAGCCAUAUUUAGAGUGCAUUCUGCUGGGCAGGAAAAAGCUUUCUCCACAUGUGGCUCUCAUCUGACUGUGGUGGUUGUGUUUUAUGGGACUCUAUUAUUUACGUAUGUGCAGCCCAAAUCUGGUCACUCAUAUGAUACUGACAUAAUAGCCUCUGUGUUUUACACUUUAGUCACCCCCAUGCUUAACCCCUUGAUCUACAGCUUAAGAAACAAAGAAGUAAAAAGUGCCUUGCACAGGGUCUUUAAGAAUUCAUGUAAUCUUUGUGUUUAAUAUUCAAUAUGCAAUAGUGUUUUGAGGCAAAUGUCACUGGAUAAUAUUUCUAAGACACAGAACUACAUUCUCUUUGGUUGCAGAGCUAAGACUAAUUAUAAAGCAGAGGCAAAUACUCUGUGUCUAUUAUAUUCAUCAAAAUUAAUUCUCAUAAUGUAUAUUUCAAGUUUAAUGUCAUUUCUUCCCCCAAAUUGCAUGCUUUCUAUUCAUUCUUUCCUUAUGUCAUUCCACAGAAAUUCAAAAUUCCCUCAUGGAAACAUUUAUCAGACAACUCAUCAGUAAACUACAUGUUUGUUUCAAUAUGUUAUUUUAUCUUUUUUGGUUUUCUUUUUGUUUUUAUUAAGAAGAGAAUAUUCUCAAUCUUGCUUUUAUGCCU
Trichechus manatus latirostris (Florida manatee) is the source of this 1315-nucleotide messenger RNA. Its product is annotated as olfactory receptor 8K5. Lineage: Eukaryota; Metazoa; Chordata; Mammalia; Sirenia; Trichechidae. Gene Ontology annotation, biological process: sensory perception of smell; G protein-coupled receptor signaling pathway. Gene Ontology annotation, molecular function: odorant binding; G protein-coupled receptor activity; olfactory receptor activity. The record is from RefSeq and is a predicted model, not a curated record. Gene Ontology annotation, cellular component: membrane.